AUGGAGCGGAUGGCACUGAGCGCCGCACCAUUGGAAGCUCAGCCGAAAGCAAGCAGUCUCGAGCCGCAGCAGCCGGACGCUACAUUGAGCACACAGAAGCCAGCUGUUGCCCAGCACAGCAAGUACUCCGGUGCAAGCGGACUGAGUCAGCCUCAGAGCAGGAUGCCGGUGAAUCUGCAGGAAUCAGGAGCUGUUCAGCAGAUGAACAGUGGAGGCUACCAAAGCUUCCCCUGGUGGCAGUGGCCGCGGCAAGCUAGAGAGGCACCGCUCGACCAGACUGAAGAAAUCCGGGAGAUGCAGGAAGAAUUGGCCAGAAUCGCGUCAAGAAGCGGCCAGGAACAGUUUCGCGAACAGGAGGCUCAGAGCCAGAUGCGGUCUCAAUUGAGCAACCAGGCCGAGACCGUACAACUCCUCAUUAACGAGGUACGAAAGUUAGAAGGCGAGACGGAGCAGGAAUCCUCCGCCUUGUCCGGCAUGACCAGAGAUCUCAGGGCCAUGAACAGAAGCCUCCGUGCUUCGUCAGCCCGAAACCGCCUGGAGAUCGGUGAGCUCGCCCAGCACCAGAGGACUGACGAAGCCCAGAUUCUUCAGACCGGCCAGACUCUGAGCGGACUCCUGCAAACACAGCAGCAGGACGAGCUCAAGCUGACCAAUCACGAGGGCUCCAUCAACAAGCUCGGUCAGGUCCAGUUGGAAGAUGAGACAAAGCUGGGGCAAACCGCUCAGCAAGUCAUGGGCAUGGUCAGUCAGGUGGAGUCUGUGGAUGAGUCGCAGAAGCGCAUCAGCUCCGAGUUCACAGCUGCAGAGGAAAAACUGAGUCAUCAAACCCACAGCUUGGAGAGCUUGGCGAAAAACAUUUCAGGCCUCGGCAAGCGUCUGAAGGACACAAGGACCGAAUUUCAGGGUGCACUGCAGUCACACGGUGCGGAAAUUCUUCAGAAUAAGGAAAGUCUGGACAGCGUGGACCAGCAAGUUGAUGCGCUACAGGCUUCCAGAGAGAAGGACAUCCAGCAUCUGUUAGACCUGUCGAAGAGUCACGAGGCGUUGUCCAUGGAGUUUGCGGCGGCGAAACGGAGGCAUGCAAGCCAGAUGUUGGCCGUCAAUGAGUCAGUCAGUGGCAUCAUAGACUACAUGCAAAAGGCUCACGAUGCAGUGGCAGCUCUCAACCAAAGCCGGCAGCAGGAUUUGCUCGGCCUCUCCGAUGAGACGUCUGAACUCAGGGAGCUGAUGGAGAAGGUGAGGGCCCAAGUCAAUCAACAAGGUGAACAUUUGGACAACUUGACAGAGAAGCAUUGGAACAAGGUGGCAGAACAUGAAGACCGGAUGGCAGAGCUACGGCAGCUCAUUGCCAAUCUGUCGAUCGAUACCUCUGAGCCCGUUUGGCUCCUGUAUGAGAAAACAUCGAGGGUAGACAGAUCGAGAGCCAUGCCGGCCGCCUCCCAUCUCUGCGAGAUUAGCCCGACCGGCCAGCUUCUCGAGAUGGGCUUGGACCCGCUUUUUCUCCCGGCAGAUACAAAAUCUCUGGGCGUUCAGACAGACGGGAGCAAGGAUUUUCAGCUGCAGCAGCUGGCAUAUGAAAAUGAUGGGCGGAUAGAGCCCGCCUUCAAGCAGCCGGCAGCCGCUUCUCAGGUUCUGAAGCUUGCCAUCGGGUUGCUGGGUUUGGAAGUCCACGAGAAGCCUAGAGAGUGGGCGGAGGUUUGGCUCACCUUCAAGGACAACACCGGGAAGCAGCUGGGCAUCAGCUCCCAAGUCUCCGAAGCCACGCACGAUCCCGACUUCAGGAAGAACCAAACGGAUUGGCAGCAUCAGGUCUUAUCUCAUCUGCGCCAGCUUCGCGAUCCGCCCAGCAAGAGUACUCUGGCCACGAAAGGUGCAGCACAUGCAGAUGUCGCCCCCAGGAUAGGACCUCAUGCAGGAUUUAAGGAGCAGCUGGAGCUUGCAGAUUUCGCACUGCAUCGCAUCACGCAUGCAGUCAAUGUUCUGCAGAACCCCGGUUGUCGAGACAGACCCGAGAUUCUGCAAGGCUACACGGAGGCGAUAGGGGCAAACCCGCACGCCCUCACAGACAGACAGUCGGACGGACGGACAGACACAGACACAGACACAGACACAGACACAGACACAGACACAGACACAGACACACACACAGACACAGACACACACACACACCCCCACGCACGCACGCACGCACGCACGCACGGCACGCACGCACGGAGAUCAGAGAACCCUGAACCUGAGACACCCCCGGCCCCUGGGCUCCGAGAGUGCCCCGGCAGCCAGCAGGGCCGGCACAAGCUGACCAGUCCACAGCUUGUGCUGAACCUUCGCACGACCAACAAUACUCGUAGCAGCCCUAGGAGCACUUGUUGCCUUGGUGCUCGCAGUAGCAGCAGCAGUUGCAGCAGCAGUAGCGGCAGCAGCAGUAGUAGUCGUCGUCGUCAUCGUCGUGCUGGUGGCGGUGGUGGUGGUGGUGGUGGUGGUGGUGGUCGUGCUGCUGCUGCUGCUGCUGCUGGUGCUGGUGCUGGUGCUGGUGCUGCUGCUGCUGCUGCUGCUGCUGCUCGUGGCGCUUCAUUAUUGUGA
This is a messenger RNA of Symbiodinium necroappetens, 2580 nucleotides long. The record is from the annotation of a GenBank genome assembly. NCBI's taxonomy places the organism in Eukaryota, Dinophyceae, Suessiales, Symbiodiniaceae.